Molecule: messenger RNA, 6228 nt
Organism: Acanthochromis polyacanthus (spiny chromis)
Lineage: Eukaryota; Metazoa; Chordata; Actinopteri; Pomacentridae
Gene: trim66
Product: tripartite motif containing 66
Exons: 18
Coding region: 982-4740 (1252 amino acids)
Molecular function (GO): protein binding; zinc ion binding
Source: RefSeq, a predicted model, not a curated record
UAACUGCGAGACUUGGAAUCUCCCAAAAUUUUGUCCGGGCCAAAGAGCGACAUCCGAUGGGGAGGGAUCGACACUCGGAGAUGCGCGGGUCAAGGUAAAAAAAAAAGAAGAAAGAAAAAAGAAAGCAAGAAAGAAAAAAGAAAAGACAGUUUGGGGCUUUGUGCACACACACACACACACACACACACAGCAUGAGUGACGGGCCGUCAGUGUGCAGCAGCCUCGUUUCCUCCAGAGCGAAAACACUCUGACGCGCACUCAUGUUUACCUGCUCGGAUGUUUUUGCAUGAGCGGUGACGCCUCACGAGUAACAGGAAUUGAUUUGUGCGCAGUUUGCAGUGCGCCGACUUUGCGUUGCUCGUCCUGUCCGCUCUGAUCGUACCGUGAUGCCAUGAUAGGGGCGUAAUCUCUUGCGCACUUUCUAAAAAAUAAUGUCACGCUGCUCAGUGAUGCGCCGGAGGUGAGGCUGCUGCUGCUGCUGCUGCUGCUGAUGCAGAGGCAGGCAGGCUGGCUGGAUGUGGAUGCGGGGGCAGGUUCUCUGCACAUUUGACUGACACGCUGACUGUUAUUAAUCGAAGGCACGUUAAUAAAGUGCUGGGAGAACAGAUGGAACAGGUAGCCAAACGUGUAACAUGACAGAAGGAAAAGCACUGGAAAGCCCAAAUUCCCACAGCUUUAUACACAGCCGAGCGGAGGAUGAAUUUGAACAUGACACUCCUCUCCUCCGCUGCAGUGAGGGGUCCUACACUUGGAUGAACUGGGGGAGGAGAGAGCACAGCGAGGCUGUCAUGUAAGCCGUCUCCACUGGGGCCACCUCUUGGUGCACAUUGCUUCCUGCCUCAGGUAGAAGCCUCAGUGUUUCUGCUGCUGAGGCGUCAGGCUGCUAUCUCUCUCUCUCUCUCUCUCUCUGUCUCUCUCUCUCCCUCUCCUCUCAACUCCCUCCUGCUGAGAAGGCAACAGAUCCACUCUCAAAGCACUGAAAUGGAGAAGAGCUGCUCAGAGUGCACAGAGCCGACACUUGCUCAGAGUCUGUGUACGCUCUGCAACAAGUGGUUGUGUUACCAGUGCACUGAUGUGCAUCAGCAUCACAGAGCCUCUACCACUUCGCAGUACGCAGACUCGCACCAGCAACAGAGGCCCAGUACCACCCAGUGUCCUGACCUGCACCAGAGAGGCUCCAGCACGUUGCCUCCUACUGGACAAGGCCCAGGGUCAUAUCCUUGUUCCCUCCUCAUGUGCCACUCUCACAGACAGGAGCCCUUGGAGCUUUUUUGUGAGUCAUGUGACCUUCUGUGCUGUAGCAGCUGUCACCUGUCCUCCCACAAAAACCACAGGGUGAUGCAGAUCGGGAAGGCCCUGCAGGAUCAGCAGUGGCUGUUUGAGAGCCUGAUGGUGCAGGUGGAGGAGAGGAGGUCUGCUGUGGAGAACAAUGCCAAACAGAUAGAGGACAGACUUCAUGGAGUAAAGAUUGCACACAGGAAGGCAGAGAACCAGAUUAAAAUGGCAAAGAUGAUUAUGAUGAACGAGCUUAACAAACGAGCCAACCUAUUAAUAGAGCAACUGGAGAAGAUUUCGGAGGGUUUCCAGCAGCGUCUGGAGGACCAGCUGCAAGGGGCAAUAGAGAUAUGUGGCCAGCUGGACCACAUUCAGAAGUUCAUCACCUGGGCUUCGACCCAUCACUGCAGAGGUCCGGUGCUCUUCAGCAGGGCUCUGAUUUCUCUUCAGAUGCAGCAGCUGCUUGAAGCAUCUCUCCACUCAGACUCUUGGAGUCCUGUCAAGAUCAAAUUCAACUGGGAUGCCAGCUACUGGACGAAGCAGAUUUCUUCUUUAGGCCAGCUGACUGUUGAGGGGGGAAACUGCACAUAUCCUCCGGGGUUGGCCUGCUCCAGCAUUAUGAGACCACAGCCCAUCACCUGCUUGGCUCUGCCUCCUGUGUUUCACAGAGGACGAGAGCCAGGCUGUGGGUACCAGGCCUGCUGUGAGCCCCAGAUGUGCUGCCUACACGGCAUUCCCUCUCAGCCAGAUCAUCCAAGUCUGGACAAAAGCCAGCUGGACGCUACACUUUAUAACUCCAGCUGUGCUCAGCCUGCUCUUAUUUCCGCCUCUCUGCAGCAAAGCCAGUCGCUCCAGAGGUGCUGGGACAUGGAGAGCUCCUUGCAAUGCCCUCCCCCUACAUCACCUGUCAUCCAGCUCAACUGCAGCCGAGGAUCUGCAUCUCAGGCACAAGCUGCUGACUCCCAACCCCACUCUCAGUCAUAUCUGUCUUAUCACCAACACCAGAGAGAAGUUCUUCCAGACAGCCAGGCUCAGCUAAGCGCAGACCGGGGCAGGCAAGGCCAAUAUCAGGGGAAGCUGUCGACCAGCGAAACUCUGCAGCAGGAGAUCAGCCACACGGUUGUGGACAGAGAUGUGAUGACUGAAGAGAGCUGGGAGGAGAGGUGUAGAGUGGAGGAGGCUUGUGGACAGACAGCAGUGGUUGAAAGCAGAGAGCUGUUGGAGGAGGACCUGCAGCAGGAGAGGAGGAAGCAGAGUCCUGCCCAACAACAGCAGCAGCUUCAGGCUUCUUUAGCAGCUGAGCUGAGAAAAGAGCAGCAGAGGACCAGACCUGCACUGAUGCUCAGAGACCACAGAGAUGGCCGGAGAUCCACAUCCCUGGAGGUGUCGGUGACAACCCGCGAGUGUGUGUCUGAUGCUCAGAGCAGCAGGCUCAACCCCAGCUCGGUGUGCUCGAGGAGGAAGAGACGCUCCCAGAGCAUCCCGACAGAACUGGCAGCCCCUUCCACCAGCCCCUACACCGAAAGGCCCACAGGAUGCACUAACAGCGUAGAGGCAGGAGCUGCAACUAAGUAUGACAUUAUGGAUCCCAGACAGAGGAGAGCUUCAGAUGGAGUACUUUGUGUUGUCAAAGAAACAUUAUCUGACGUGACCCCAUCCAGAGGACACAUGUCUCCUUUAUUGUCCUAUAAGACGGAGCCAGAUCAUCCCUUCACUUCUGUAAAUGAAGAGGUUUGUCAUGAAGCCAAGGAGAACUGCAGAGUGUCGAGAAACAGCCACAGCAGUUUGAGGGAUGUACAGAAGGAGUCAGGAAGGCCAAAAGUUCCAGUGGUUUGCUUAGAGCGUCUCAAAAUACUCGUGUCUCAGCUGCCACCACAUGGACGAAGACAGAGCGACCCUUUACCUUCCAGCGGGACGGACGGCAGCGGCACUCCAUCUCAGCAGAGAACCUGGCAUGAAGGAAUGCACGAGGGGAUAUCUAGAGGCUCAGAGACUAGGAGGACCACCCGCUCGCUCACUGCGCCACCAUAUGCAGAGCGACCAACUCGUAAUCAGUCUACCGCACACUCAAUCAGCAGUGACUUUGACAGCCACAGCAACAGAGGGAGCCUCAGCUCUCAUAAAACACCCACACUGCCCUCCACUGACUCUAAAUAUGUGCCACAGAAUUACACUGUUCCACUGUAUCCAGACUCUGACUCUGAUCCCAGGUCGGUCUCAGAGGAUGCAGCUGUUUCUCAGGCGGAUCCUGACCUACAGCUGGACUCGGAUACAUCACCCGAUUCCGACCCGAAUGCACAAUCUUCAUCUGAGGCCGAACUUGAGUGUCUUGGUGUGGAGGAAUCAGCUGCUGCAGGAGAGAUGAGGCUGUGUGAGGAUUCAGAGCCAAGUCUUGAAUAUGAGGCAGAGGCAGAAUCAGAUGCAGGAGCAGGAUCUGGAUCAGGAUCAGAAGAAGGUCAAGGGCUGGACGCUGAUGCAGAAUCAGGCGAUGCUGAAACCGAGUCUGACAUCCAGCCUGAGUAUGACCCCACCUUUCAGGCUGAGAUUGAUUCUGAUGCCGUGUCCGAUCCGCCUCCAGAUUGUCACGGCUCUGUGGAGUCUGAGCUCGACGUAGAAUCGGACGCCGAGCCAACAACCGACGACCCACAACCACUUCGGUCUGACCUGGACGAGGACAUCGGUCCUGGUCAGAGGCCACUUCUGAUUGCAAACCCUCAGAGGAGCACAGAGGAAGUCCAGAAUGAGCAGGACAGUGCAGAGAUGGAGAGCGAGGACUUCUGUGCCGUGUGUCUCAUCGGAGGCGACCUGUUGUGCUGUGACCGCUGUCCAAAAGUCUUCCACCUGUCUUGUCACAUCCCAUCCCUGCUGAGUUUCCCCUCAGGUGACUGGGUGUGCAGCCUUUGCAGAGAUGCUGUGUUGCCAGAGGUCGAAUACAACUGUGAAAAUGCGAGAGGAGCUGGACACACAUCAGAACGUGGACUGUCUGCAUGUGACCAGAGAAAAUGUGAAAGGCUGACUCUUCUGAUCCUCAGUAAUAUCCUGAGUGCUCCCUUCCAUGAGCCUGUCAGUCCACUUGCACGCCAUUACUACCAGAUCAUCAAGAGGCCAAUGGACCUGUCUGUGAUCAGAACCAAACUCAAUAAGGCGAACACCCGACAUUAUAACUCACCAGAUCAGUUUGUCGCUGAUGUGUAUCUCAUGUUUCGCAACUGUGCAAAGUUUAAUUAUCCUGACUCUGAGGUGGCCCAAGCAGGCCGCAGCCUCGAGACAUUCUUCACCUCCAAGCUGAAAGAGGUUUUCCCAGACAGAGUUUUCUCUGUGACUGAAGCAGAUUCUGACAGCGAUGAGUACGAUGAGGCCUACAGGACCGCUGAGGGUGGUUUUCCCUGGCCAGAGAGGAGGGAGCAAUGCCACAGGAAGAGGAAGAGGAGACAGUCUCUGAAGUCGAGGAGACAUCACUUCUAACCAGAGGUGAAUGGAGUGCAAUCAUGGUCUCAAAAAAUGCUGUUUUUUUGUGUGUAAUUAUGCUGUUUUUGUCUAGCAGCCUGUGGGACUGCAGCAGUGUUGCCAGUCUGUAAUCUAAAAUUAGCUCCAUGUUGUGGUUUGGAGUAAUAUGGCAGUGCUGCCAUCUGAUGGCAGCUAAACAAACUGAAACAACACUUCUAAUAUUUGAAGUUCUACCUAUUGAAGGAGCAAUUUUUAUUUCUGCAGACUGAUCAGAGGAGCAGAGAAAAGUGAAGUGUAGGCCUCAGGCUACAUAUCUGGAACUCUUUGGAUGUCAUACAGAGUUUGCUCAGUCACUUGUGCAGCCAUAAAGCACAUUAAAGUAGCGAGGUGAAGCUGUAGUAGUUACUUUAUCAUAUCAUAUUUUGGCCAGUGAUGAUUCGCAGCAUAUGCACUGCACUGCUUACUGUUUUAUGUGGUAACAUCAAUACCUUACAUACCUUAUGUCAUAUGCUUUAUUGGAUGCUGUAGUUGGAUGUUUAUUAAUCUCACUUUGCAUCUCUUUGCAUAAAUGGACUUCUGUACUUUUUUUAGGCAAACAUAGCCCCGACUAUACACUGUACUUUAAUGUUGGUAAAUUCUGUGUUUACCAUAUUCAUAGAUGUUUAACAUAUUUAUACCCAUGUAACUGUAUAGAACUUUAUUUUACUAUAUUUGUCCUUUUAAUUACUAAAUGAUUGCAGGCAAUUAUCUUAGGUUUGAUUAUUGAUAUAAUUAUUUGUAUCAGUAGCUUUUUUUUUUUGAAAAGCAGCAGCAAAUUGUGUCCGCUUUGUCUUUUUGAACAGAGUAAUUCAGAACGUGAGGUACUACAGCCAGUGUUAAGGCUCAACAGGGCAAAGGUAAUAUCAGAGGAUAUACUAUCCUCAUUAAACAAUCCAAGAAAAUGUCAAUUUUACAUUUAAACUUAAAUUCCAUUUGUGCAUACAUUAUCUUUCACCAGUGUUUCAGCAAAAUCUUGUACUCUUCUAUUAAUUAAAUAUCUCAGGCGUAAUUAAAGUGUAGGGUAUUGAUAUCAUUCAGUAUUGGUUAUUUUAAAAAUGUCCUCAGUAUUUGUAGAGCCAUACUGUUGAAAGGAAAUGUGUCAUUUUAUAAUAAUGCUGUAGCCUCUUUAUACACAACCAAUUGCUAUUCCCAGUUUUUAAAUAUACUGUAUUUGCUUCAUGCAGCUUAAAAUAGACUUUGCUUGGCUUUUACGGUAAUUACUGCACAAAAGAGAAGUGAAUGUACAGGACAUGUAACGUUACUUCUUUUCAAAUCAGUAGGAGUAAUAAUGUUUCCGAUUGUAUCAGGGAAGACUGAUAAACUAUAGUUAUUGUCACUGUUUCAAGAGAGCAGGUUCAAGUUUUCUUUUGUUGUUUUCUUUCUUUAUGUUUUGUCUUUUUAUUUUUACUGUAACAGCCAGCGAUACAUGCACAUAUCUUAAUAUCAAUAAAAUGCAUUCAAGAGAAA